Molecule: messenger RNA, 436 nt
Organism: Ambispora leptoticha
Lineage: Eukaryota; Fungi; Glomeromycota; Glomeromycetes; Archaeosporales; Ambisporaceae
Source: the annotation of a GenBank genome assembly
CCCGUAAGUCCUGAGGGGUUUCGUCUUCCUCUGGCUGUGGUUGACGAAAUGCCCGUAAAUCCUGAGGGGUUUCGUCUUCCUCUGGUUGUGGUUGACGAAAUGGCUACAUAUCGUAGCGAUCUUAGAUUAUCCGAAAAAAGUUUCGGGUUAAAAAUAAAGAGCGUUUCUCAAUUUUAUUCUAAAACUUUGCUUACUAUACGUAUUUCUUCUUUAGCAUAUGUCGAACAAUUAAAAGAACUUAUAUCAGACAAAAACUUUAACGCUGUCAAGUUUUAUAAAAAUUUAAAUUUCCCUUUCGCUCGAAAGAAAGAGGCAGAAGAAGUCUUAUACGAAUCAUUGAAAAUUAUCGCAUCCGAAAAUAACGUGAAAGCUCGGAAACUGUUGGCAAAUUUUGACAAACUUAUCAACGCCAACUCAGUAGUGACCUACUGGGACG